GGAAAUACCAAUCAACACUCAGUGUCUUACUCUCACUGUCACUCUCACUCUCGCUCUCGCUCUCGUCGACUGCCCAUCGGUCUCCUCUCAUCGACUAACCAUCGGCCACCGUCGCUCACCGUCUCAUCGUCGUGAUCGGUACACCAUCUCAAGCCCAUUAAUUUUGAAUCAGAUUCAAGCUGCCUUUCGGAGAGAUGAGAUUCGGAGAACUUCUCCAACCCCACAAGAUGAAAUGAGAGCAGGAGAAAUGAGGGCAGGAAUGAGCUACUUCCACGAAACAAUCUGGAAGGGUGUUCCUAAAUUUUUACGGCGUGUUGAUACAACUCUAAAGAACAUAGGAAUAAAUGAAUGUGUUCCUUACAAUGCUCCCCUUAUUCAAUUCUCAUCCUGGAUGGGUGGCGAUCGAGAUGGUAAUCCAAGGGUCACUCCUGAGGUCACACGGGAUGUUUGCUUGUUGGCUAGGAUGAUGGCUGCUAACUUGCACUAUUCUCAGAUUGAGGAUCUCAUGUAUGAGUUGUCUAUGUGGCGUUGCAGUGAUGAGCUUCGUGUUCGAGCCGAAGAACUCCACAGAUCAUCAAAGAGAGAUGCAAAACACUACAUAGAGUUUUGGAAGCAAGUUCCUGCAAGUGAACCUUAUCGUGUUAUCCUUAGUGAUGUGAGGGAUAAGCUAUAUCAGACACGUGAACGCUCUCGCCAUUUAUUAGCCCAUGAUAUUUCUGACAUUCCAGAGGAAGGAACUUUCACCAAUAUUGAGUAGGUAUCUCCUUCCCUUC
This is a messenger RNA of Camellia sinensis, 773 nucleotides long. RefSeq names its product phosphoenolpyruvate carboxylase 2. Gene Ontology annotation, biological process: carbon fixation; leaf development; tricarboxylic acid cycle. Gene Ontology annotation, molecular function: phosphoenolpyruvate carboxylase activity. NCBI's taxonomy places the organism in Eukaryota, Viridiplantae, Streptophyta, Magnoliopsida, Ericales, Theaceae. Gene Ontology annotation, cellular component: cytosol; apoplast; chloroplast. The record is from RefSeq and is a predicted model, not a curated record.